AUUAGUAUCGGGAGAGCCCGCGCCGACGCAUGUGCGCACCGGUACGCGUAUUUAAAAGUAACAGGAGCCUUCCGGAGGCUGGUCUCUACAAAAAUCCUCUACCUGAAGACUGUUGAAUAGAACCGGUAUGGGGAUCCAAGUUUACGUCGCGAUUGUCGUCGGGUUAAUCGUCUUGGUUGAAUCAGCGCCCCCCGGCAAACCGAACCUCGGAUGGGGAGAACGAACAUUCGCCAUUGUUGAAGUCAACCAAGCUGCCACUGCUUACAACCAGCUUGUCAAAAAGAAGGAUGCUGCCGACGUCUCCGUCACGUGGAACGUCUGGUCUGGAGAUCCAGCUGAUAAAUCAAGAGUGUUACUGAACGGAAAGGAAUUCUGGUCGGGCAAUGGCGGGGCUUCAGGCUCGGCGACAUUCAAAGUCAAGAAGGGAGGACGUUACCAAAUGACGGUGGAACUCUGCAACGCUGACGGAUGCAGCUCUAGCGAUCCCACUGACAUCGUCGUGGCAGAUACCGACGGCAGCCAUCUCCCACCAUUAGACUUCACGAUCGGAGAGAGGAAUAAACCAUUCAAACAGACAUCUGGUAAAGUUGUUGGAGCGUAUUUCGUCGAAUGGGGCGUCUAUCCUAGAAAAUUCCCGGUAGACCGCGUGCCUAUUCCCAAUUUAACCCAUUUGCUGUACGGCUUCAUCCCAAUUUGCGGAGGCGAUGGCAUCAACGACAGUUUGAAGGAAAUCGAAGGCAGUUUCCAAGCUUUGCAGCGAUCGUGCAGCGGCCGAGAGGACUUCAAGGUGUCCAUCCAUGAUCCAUGGGCAGCUCUCCAAAAACCACAGAAGGGAUUGUCUUCAUGGAACGAGCCAUACAAGGGCAACUUUGGCCAGUUGAUGAUGUUGAAACAAGCUAAGCCUGACCUGAAAAUCUUGCCAUCUAUCGGUGGAUGGACUUUGGCUGAUCCAUUCUUCUUCUUCACUGACAAAUCUAAGAGAGAUCGGUUUGUAGCUUCAGUUAAAGAUUUUCUGGAAACCUGGAAAUUCUUUGAUGGUGUUGAUAUCGAUUGGGAAUUCCCUGGCGGUAAAGGCGCUAAUCCCAACCUCGGCAGUCCCAAAGACGGUGAUGUGUACGUAAGUCUGAUGAAGGAACUCCGUGAGAUGCUCAACGAGUUAUCAGCUGAAACUGGAAAGAAAUACGAGCUGACUUCCGCUAUCAGCGCAGGUUGGGAUAAAAUCCAAGUGGUGAACUACAACGAAGCUCAGAAAUACAUGGACCAUAUAUUCUUCAUGAGCUACGACUUCAAAGGAGCCUGGUCAAACGACACUUUGGGCCAUCAGACGUCUUUGUACGCGCCUUCAUGGAGGCCAAAGGAGACUUACACGACAGAUUUCGGUGUUAAAUUCCUGUUAGCUCAAGGUGUGAGUUCGAAGAAGAUUGUUGUAGGUGUAGCUAUGUAUGGCAGAGGAUGGACCGGUGUCCAGAACUACACGGGUGAUAAUCCUUUCACUGGGAUCGCCACAGGGCCUUGCAAGGGUUCGUGGCAAGACGGCGUAGUUGAUUACAGGGAUAUUGCAAACGAAAUAGCUCAAGGGAAAUGGGAGUAUCACUAUGACAAUGUGGCGCAAGCCCCUUAUGUUUUUAGGAAGGCAACUGGUGAUUUGGUUACAUACGAUGACGCGAGAUCUGUUAUUGAAAAGGGGAAAUACGUAAGGAGUAACAAAUUAGGGGGUCUAUUCGCGUGGGAGAUCGAUGCUGACAAUGGUGAUAUUCUAAAUGCAAUGAACAUGGGUCUUGGGAACAGUUCGUGAUGUGACAAUGUGAUUGUAAUUGUAAGUUAGUAUAAUGGUCUCAAAUGUAUGUGUGUGUAUGCGUUGUGAUGAGAGUAGAGAGUUGGUUUUGUAAAUCAAAACGUUAUGGGCAAGUAAUUGUGUUAAUCAUAAAUAAAAUUACAAUUUAAAAAUUA
This is a messenger RNA of Plodia interpunctella (Indianmeal moth), 1950 nucleotides long. It is a transcript of the gene Chi-h, whose product is annotated as chitinase A-like. The record is from RefSeq and is a predicted model, not a curated record. Gene Ontology annotation, biological process: chitin catabolic process; carbohydrate metabolic process. Lineage: Eukaryota; Metazoa; Arthropoda; Insecta; Lepidoptera; Pyralidae. The transcript is spliced from 3 exons. Gene Ontology annotation, molecular function: chitinase activity; chitin binding. Bases 128 to 1795 code for a protein of 555 amino acids.